Molecule: messenger RNA, 1506 nt
Organism: Botrytis deweyae
Lineage: Eukaryota; Fungi; Ascomycota; Leotiomycetes; Helotiales; Sclerotiniaceae
Exons: 7
Coding region: 1-1506 (501 amino acids)
Molecular function (GO): heme binding; oxidoreductase activity, acting on paired donors, with incorporation or reduction of molecular oxygen; monooxygenase activity
Source: RefSeq, a predicted model, not a curated record
AUGGAGAUACAAACCUUACUUCUAGCCUUAUUCAUUACUUACGGAGCUGGGCUACUGACUUAUCGAUUUCUAUUCCACCCUCUUGCACAUAUUCCCGGACAUCCACUUGCGAUAUCGACUUACCUCUACGAAUGGUACUACGAUUUGUACCUCAGUGGUCAAUAUACCUUCCAACUUAAAAGGUUGCACAAGCAGUAUGGUCCCGUCAUUAGAAUCAACCCGAAUGAGGUUCAUAUCGAUGAUCCUGAUUUCUUCGAAGAGGUGUUUAAUCAGUCAAAUGGCCGAACGCAAAAACCUAUAAAUGUUGCCGAAGCAUUCGGUCCAUAUCCAGCGACUAUAGGAACACAGGAUCAUGAGCACCAUCGCAUAAGAAGAAAUGCUCUCAACCCAUUCUUCUCCAAAAAAUCAAUCAACGACCUCGUUUCAAGAAUCCAACGUCCUAUCCUCAUUCUUUGCGAUCGACUUGAGGAGGCAAGUAAAUCUGGGGUAACUCUCAAUAUGAAGUAUUUCUAUGCGGCAGUGACACUGGAUAUCAUCAAUGACUACUGUUUCUCGAGGCAGCCAGAUAACAUUUUGAGGGAAGACUUUGGACGUAAGUCUUUUGACGACGUAGACAACUUCUUGGUUAUUAGUCUUUUGAACAUUCAUAUCCCAUACUUGAUGAGAUUUAGCUAUUCUCUUCCGGACAACAUGAACAAAAUCUUGGCUCCUGCCAUGGCAGACAUCCUUGAUUACCGCAAGGAUCUUUCUAGACAAGUAGAGUCCAUUCGACAUGAGCACGAAGAGCCCGAAUCAAGUAAACUUGCUGAUAGGACUGUCUUUCAUGAACUAUUAGAGAGCAAAUUGCCACCCCAAGAAAUGGAGCGAGACAGAUUGCGUGAUGAAGCUUUCAGUUUAGUCACAGCAGGCUCUGGUACAACAGCAUAUGUCCUCAGAGGAACCUCAUAUCACAUCUCGGCCAACCCUGCGAUUACUCAGCGGCUUCACGAAGAGCUGAAAUCUGCCAUUCCAGACCCUUCGAAAUCUCUUUCACUGUCAGAAUUGGAAAAACUGCCGUAUUUGACAGCUGUCAUCCAAGAAGGGCUCCGUCUUGCCGAUCCAGUUACCCACCGUAUUGGCCGACAAUUCCCAGAUAAAGCCUUCAUCUGUCAUGGUAAAACGAUUCCAGCCGGAACAAUAGUUAACAUGACAGCUUUACUCACGCAUCAAAAUGAUAAAAUCUUCCCGGAACCUAUGGUUUUCAAGCCAGAGAGAUGGUUGGGGAAUCAGAACAAAAAGCUCGAGCGGUACCUUGUCCCCUUCAAUCGCGGAACUAGAUCCUGCUUAGGUAUCAAUCUCGCUCGCGCCGAGCUCUAUUUGAUUUUAGCUUCUGUGUAUCGACGGUUUGAUUUUGAUGUCUCACAAGUUAAUAGAGCUCGUGAUAUAGAUGCUAGCCGAGAUUACAUUCUAGGCGCCCAGGCGAGAGACACCCCCGGUAUAUUGGUUAAAGUGAGAGAGAGAGAUUGA